AUGUCCUUGAGUAAAUUGAGCGAGCACCAAAUUCGUUCAGCCUAUGGUAGCCUUAGGGAACUAUCGAGGCUCAUUGAAGGAGGUGGAAGCACCGGACGAUUUACUGAAGCCGCGAAUCGCUUUUUCACGCUCAUCCCACAUAAUUUCAGCACCCGAGGCCAACCCCUGUUGCAUACAGAGGAGGAGGUCAAUGGGAAAAUCGAGAUGCUGAAUACAUUGCUAAAAAUCAAGUGGGCCUACAAUUUUCUCAAGACCAACUCGGUACCUGACAUGAACGUUUUUGACAACAUUUAUGAGCAACUCAACAUAGAUGUCGAAGUACUCGAAAAAACAUCGGACGAGUUCCUUAUGCUGGCAAAGUACUUCAAAAACAGUCAUGGCACCGAGCACAUUUUGAAUGAAUUGGAGCUUGAGGAAAUCUUCAAGGUGAGGCGGAAUGGAGAAGACGCACGAUACGAACCUUUCAAGAAGUUGCACAAUCGUCGUCUGCUGUGGCACGGCACUAUGUUAGCAAACUAUGCUAGUAUCCUGUCAGACGGACUGAAAAUUGCACCACCCGAAGCUCUUGCCACAGGCUCCACGUACGGACGGGGGAUUUACUUCGCGGAUAUGGUCACAAAAGCAGCUAACUACUGCACAUUAUCUGUCAACCACAUGGGUCUGAUACUCUUGUGUGAAGUUGCGUUGGGUGAUAUGCAGGAUGUUGAUGGGCUAAAUGUGGUCAACGUUCCAGAAGUGAAAGACAGUUUGAGGGUCCGUGGAAGGUAUUUUCCGGAUCCUGUGCAGAGUUUUUUCCGUCCAGAUGGAGUUGAGGUACCUUUGGGACCUGUCCGUGGGGAUUUGGAGGUAGCCACAGGAACCCUCCACAACGAAUAUGUUUUUAUUGUUGAAAGGAAACUCCGAAGUCUCUCAGUUGAUAGCCUUGCUCAACUACGGAAAUUCGAAGUUGUCACCAUUCAGAGUGAAAGCCUCAAGAAAGAUUCGGAUUUAUUAAAUCUACUCUGUUGA
Messenger RNA from Lutzomyia longipalpis, 1008 nucleotides. Its product is annotated as poly [ADP-ribose] polymerase-like. NCBI's taxonomy places the organism in Eukaryota, Metazoa, Arthropoda, Insecta, Diptera, Psychodidae. The transcript is spliced from 2 exons. The record is from RefSeq and is a predicted model, not a curated record. Bases 1 to 1008 code for a protein of 335 amino acids. Gene Ontology annotation, molecular function: NAD+ poly-ADP-ribosyltransferase activity.